Messenger RNA from Coccomyxa subellipsoidea C-169, 1017 nucleotides. Its product is annotated as P-loop containing nucleoside triphosphate hydrolase protein. NCBI's taxonomy places the organism in Eukaryota, Viridiplantae, Chlorophyta, Trebouxiophyceae, Coccomyxaceae. The transcript is spliced from 8 exons. The coding region runs from base 239 to 733 and encodes 164 amino acids. Gene Ontology annotation, biological process: coenzyme A biosynthetic process. Gene Ontology annotation, molecular function: dephospho-CoA kinase activity; ATP binding. The record is from RefSeq and is a predicted model, not a curated record.
GAGAGUAUGACACUACGCUGAUGUCAAUUACAUGAACAAAGGCAUUGCACAGUUAUACGUCAAGAAGCGCAAAUUUGCAGACCAAUCUCCUCUCAACCUUGGCAUUGACUCCUCCAAGAACGCUGUUACUUCAAUAAAGGAUUCCAUCUUUGUAUUAUAUAGCACCAUGUAGAUCAGUUGUUGAAUUUCCAAGCAGUCACGUGCUCUUUAGUACUUCUUAUGCUCCAACACCUUGAGCAUGGCCAAGGAACAAAAGCCUUUCCUCUUGGGUCUAACGGGAUCAAUAGGCAUGGGGAAGAGCACAGUCAGCUCCAUGUUUCGUGAAACUGGCGUUCCAGUCUUUGAUGCCGACCAGGUUGUUCACCGAUUAUAUAGUCAGGGAGGAGGCGCAGUCCAUUUGAUUGGCGAGCACUUCCCACAGGCCAUAGUUGAUCAAGCUGUGGACAGGCAACAGCUGAGCAAAUGUGUGGUGGGCAACAAGGAAGCUCUGAAACAGCUUGAAGGCAUUGUACAUCCCCUUGUCUCGGACGAACGGCGCAAGUGGCUGCUGAUCAAAAGCAAGGACGGGGGCCACCCAGUGCUGCUUUUGGACAUUCCCUUGCUCUUUGAGACAGGAGCAGAGCACAUGGUUGACGCAGUUGCUGUAGUGAGUGCUCCUUUAGACCUUCAAUAUGCUAGGGUGCUUGCGCGACCAGGCAUGACGAAAGUGCAGAGACGCUGGAAGCAAUCUUAGCGAGACAACUUCCGGAUGAGGAGAAACGACGAAGAGCAGAUUUUAUCAUAAACACGGGAGUAUCACUGGAUGAGACUAGGGAGCAUGUCCGGGCUCUGUUGAAAGGCUUGAGGGGUCGAGAAGGAAUUGCAUAUGACAAGCAUUUCAGCGUUUGACAAGAUUCGAGUUGUGCACACCCAACCUUCCUCGUUUACAAAAAGUGAUUCCUGGGAAAUAACGUUAACGCAGAAACGGCGGUGCCAUUUAGAUCUUGUGAUUCUGUACACAUGUAAAUUGCUGCACCC